This is a messenger RNA of Cooperia oncophora, 363 nucleotides long. The record is from the annotation of a GenBank genome assembly. NCBI's taxonomy places the organism in Eukaryota, Metazoa, Nematoda, Chromadorea, Rhabditida, Trichostrongylidae.
AUGGUAGUGAUCGAUCUUGAAACACAUGGCAACGCCGCAGGCGUGGAUCUCAAAUUCGGAGUGGAGCAGGAAGUAGACAUGAUAUUUGCUUCUUUUAUUCGUAAUGCAGAAGGAGUCCGAGAAAUGAGGAAGGUCCUCGGUGAAAAAGGCAAAAAGAUCAAAAUCAUUGCCAAAAUCGAGAACCAACAAGGCAUGGAAAACGCAGAUGAGAUUAUCGCCGAAGCGGACGGUGUCAUGGUCGCAAGAGGCGAUCUCGGUAUAGAAAUUCCUACUGAAAAAGUGUUCGUAGCUCAAAAGACGAAUGCGCAAGGAAGUGCAAAAGAGAUCAUCUUCACACCAGCUGUAACAAGAACGCGUUCAUAA